UUCACCACCCCAGCUAGCCCAAAUCCGGUGCCUUGCAAGCUAGCCAGCGAAUUGACUAUAUAUUAUUCUCGCGCUCUCCCUGCACGUUGAUCCAUCUCCAGCAGUAGCCGUGGUCCAAGACCAUUCAGCGAUCGUCGCCGUCAUCAGCAUCCCGGGGGCCAGAAGACCAUCGGCCAUGUCCUCUCUUAUCAGGUCGUUCGCGUCGCUCUACUGCCAGAAGCUCCGCUCCACCACCGUACUCGGACCGGCGGCGGCGCCACGUUUCCAGGCGGUCGACCGGCAGAGGUUCUCGGCGCCCAGCGGCGCUGCUGGCACGACACCUCCGCCGGCUCUGCCGCGUCAGUGCCAAGAGCAACAGCGGACGCCUUUUUUCACCUGGGCGAGAUUAGCAAUUGGCUCAGUCCUUGCAGCCGCUGCGCCACUCCUGCACUCGCGAUGGGCGUCGAUCCUGCGGAUUCAGAGUGAGGUGGAGAUGGUGAAAGACACGGCAGAGGCGGUGGCGGAGGUCGUCGAGGAGGCAGCCACCUUUGCGGAGAAGGUGUCGUCGGAGGUGGCCGAGCAGCUGCCAGAGGGCGGGAGGCUGAGGACUGCGGCCGUGCUCGUGGAGAAGGCGUCCAAGGAAGUCGCCCAUGAGGCUCACCUUGCGCAGGACAUCAUCCACAAGGUGGAAGAAAUUGAGGAGGACGUGAAGGCCAUCGUUGAACCGAUUGUGGAUCACAGCAAGCAUGUUCAUGCCAAGGCACGCCACGAGUAACACAGCUCACAAAAGUAACAGGGGCAAACAUUUGAAGAUCUAUAUCAUAAAGAUGGGAAGUCUUAAAAUUUAAAAGGCAGCGUAGUCGCCAUUGGUUCCGAUUUGAGUUAUUUAAGAAAAAAGUUGUUUCUUUUUCAAUUUUUCUUUUCGUUUCAGUUGCCAACUCGUGUGCAAAGUAGGAACAGAUAAUAAUGAACCUAAAUAAUCUCAUCAUAUAAUAAUACAAUCAACUGCCGUCUGAAAAUUGGAUUACA
Messenger RNA from Panicum virgatum (switchgrass), 1008 nucleotides. RefSeq lists its product as uncharacterized. Lineage: Eukaryota; Viridiplantae; Streptophyta; Magnoliopsida; Poales; Poaceae. The record is from RefSeq and is a predicted model, not a curated record. Bases 176 to 754 code for a protein of 192 amino acids. The transcript has 4 exons.